AUGUUUGCAACUAGAAAUAUAACCAUUGGUGUCAGAACACUCAGACCAACCAGUUUCUUGAAAACAAGGUCUUUUCUGCAACAGAGGCUACAAUCAACGCUAAAGAAGAGCUAUGAACCAACCAAAUCCGAGCUCGACAUUGCAAGCAAGAUGUCCUGGGAACAGUUUCUAACCAUGAGAAAGCAACAGAGAAGAUUGGGAGGCAUUGGGUCCAUUGCAGCAGCAAUUUUGGCAAUGGGCGCCUCCUUCUCGUAUUUCUCACAGAUUGAAAUCGAUCCUACUGAGACCUUGUUUGGUCUAGAUAUAUUCACCGUUUAUAUUGGUGCAAUAUUGUGUACUGGGUUUGUUGGCUUCAUGCUUGGUCCGGCAGUUAUUGGCGACCCAUUGUUUGCCAUCAUCAACAGGAAAAACAUGGCCACUUUCAGAAUAAAGCAAAAGUUGUUUCUAAAGCACAUUGCCAAGAUGAGGGUCGAUGCUUCAAGACAGAGCAUGAACAACCCAGUUCCAGAUUAUUACGGCGAGAAAAUCGGUUCUCUGAAAGACUACAGACAAUGGUUAAGAGACUGCAAUGAAUACAGAAGAAAGGCAAAGGAGUUCUUAUAA
Pichia kudriavzevii is the source of this 603-nucleotide messenger RNA. RefSeq lists its product as uncharacterized. Bases 1 to 603 code for a protein of 200 amino acids. The transcript has a single exon. The record is from RefSeq and is a predicted model, not a curated record. Lineage: Eukaryota; Fungi; Ascomycota; Pichiomycetes; Pichiales; Pichiaceae. Gene Ontology annotation, biological process: protein import into mitochondrial matrix. Gene Ontology annotation, cellular component: PAM complex, Tim23 associated import motor.